Molecule: messenger RNA, 598 nt
Organism: Phaethon lepturus (White-tailed tropicbird)
Lineage: Eukaryota; Metazoa; Chordata; Aves; Phaethontiformes; Phaethontidae
Product: palmitoyltransferase ZDHHC2-like
Exons: 5
Source: RefSeq, a predicted model, not a curated record
AGGUAUUCAGAGCUCCCAUAUUUCGUCAUAGAACAGACAAGAAUGGCUUUAGCUUGGGCUUCAGCAAAAACCUAAGGGAGGUGUUUGGUGAUGAGAAGAAGUACUGGUUGGUGCCUGUAUUUUCAAGUCUAGGAGAUGGUUGCUCCUUCCCAACUUGCCUUGUUAAUCAGGAUCCUGAGCAAGCUUCCACACCUGGUGGUCUUAAUUCAACAUCCAAAAAUGAGAACCACCUGUUUCCUGCAAAGCCGUUGCGUGACUCCCAGAGCCACCUUCUUACAGAUACACUGUCUUGGUCAGAAACAAGUGGAAAGGCUGAAAAGGACAAAGUUGGUAUGAGCAAUCCUGCAUUAACCAUGGAAAAUGAAACCUAGUUUCCCAUAAAAGAAACAUCUGAAUAUAUAAAGAAAGUUCAAGAAAAAGCUGUCAUUGGAAGGAAGAUGCAUUCUUCCAAAUAUCAGCCCUGUUGGCCAGCUGCUCCUGUGUGGAUGUGCUCAGAAAACAGACUGACAGAUGAUUAGUUGUCUCCAUGUCACUGCUUGAAACAUGAAACUAAACAUACUACUUCUGAACCAUAUAAAGAAUGUUUCAACUUAAAAUU